Molecule: messenger RNA, 2673 nt
Organism: Tupaia belangeri chinensis (Chinese tree shrew)
Lineage: Eukaryota; Metazoa; Chordata; Mammalia; Scandentia; Tupaiidae
Gene: NUMB
Product: NUMB endocytic adaptor protein
Exons: 13
Coding region: 312-2270 (652 amino acids)
Biological process (GO): positive regulation of neurogenesis
Cellular component (GO): basolateral plasma membrane; cytoplasmic vesicle; cytoplasm
Source: RefSeq, a predicted model, not a curated record
GGGGUGGUGGUGGCGCUUGCUAGCUACUGGCCGCCGAGGUAGAGGCAUUGGCGCUGGAGUUGGUCGGAGGCAGAGGCAGAUUUGAGGCUUAAGCAACUUCUUCCAGGGAAGAGUACCAGUGCAGCUGCUGUCGCAACCCAAGAUCUUUAUCCAUAUCCAUAGAUUGGAAUCCUGGUGGGUCAGCAAUCCUCAGACACCUCAUUUAGGACAGAUGAGGAAACUGAGACUUGGUGAAGUUACGAAACUUACUCAGAAUCACUCAGCUUGUAAAGGCCACAACCAAGAAUCACAGCCAGGUUGUAAAAAUUAAAAUGAACAAACUAAGGCAGAGUUUUAGGAGAAAGAAAGAUGUUUACGUUCCAGAAGCCAGUCGUCCACAUCAGUGGCAGACAGAUGAAGAAGGAGUCCGCACUGGAAAAUGUAGCUUCCCAGUUAAGUACCUCGGCCACGUAGAGGUUGAUGAAUCAAGAGGAAUGCACAUCUGUGAAGAUGCUGUGAAAAGACUGAAAGCUGAAAGGAAGUUCUUCAAAGGCUUCUUUGGAAAAACUGGAAAGAAAGCAGUUAAGGCAGUCCUGUGGGUAUCGGCAGACGGACUCAGAGUUGUGGAUGAAAAAACUAAGGAUCUCAUAGUUGACCAGACAAUAGAGAAAGUUUCCUUCUGCGCCCCAGAUAGGAACUUCGAUAGAGCCUUCUCUUACAUAUGUCGUGAUGGCACCACUCGGCGCUGGAUCUGUCACUGCUUCAUGGCUGUCAAGGACACGGGUGAGAGACUAAGCCAUGCAGUAGGCUGUGCUUUUGCAGCCUGUUUAGAGCGUAAGCAGAAGCGGGAGAAGGAAUGUGGAGUGACUGCCACUUUUGAUGCUAGCCGGACCACUUUUACAAGAGAAGGAUCAUUCCGGGUCACAACAGCCACUGAACAAGCAGAAAGAGAGGAGGUCAUGAAACAAAUGCAAGAUGCCAAGAAAGCUGAAGCAGACAAGACAGUUGGUUCAUCAGUGGCCCCUGGCAACACUGCCCCAUCCCCGUCCUCUCCCACCUCUCCCACUUUGGAUUCCACUGCCUCUCUGGAGAUGAACAAUCCUCAUGCCAUCCCACGCCGGCACGCGCCUAUUGAACAACUUGCUCGCCAAGGCUCUUUCCGAGGAUUUCCUGCUCUUAGCCAGAAGAUGUCACCCUUUAAACGCCAACUGUCCCUACGCAUCAAUGAGUUGCCUUCCACUAUGCAGAGGAAGACUGAUUUCCCCAUAAAAAACGCAGUGCCCGAGGUGGAAGGGGAAGCCGAGAGCAUCAGCUCCCUGUGCUCACAGAUCACCAAUGCCUUCAGCACACCCUCUGAGGACCCCUUCUCGUCUGCCCCAAUGACCAAACCAGUGACCAUGGUGGCACCACAAUCUCCCGCCUUCCAAGCUAAUGGCACUGACUCAGCCUUCCAUAUGCUUGCUGCUAAGCCAGCCUAUACUGCUCUAGCACCCGUAGCAAUGCCUGUGCGUGAAACCAACCCUUGGGCCCAUGCCCCUGAUGCUGCUAACAAGGAAAUUGCAGCCACACUUUCGGGGACCGAGUGGGGCCAAUCUUCUGGUGCUGCCUCUCCAGGUCUCUUCCAGGCUGGUCACAGACGCACUCCCUCUGAGGCCGACCGCUGGUUAGAAGAGGUGUCUAAGAGCGUCCGGGCUCAGCAGCCCCAAGCCUCAGCUGCCCCUCUGCAGCCAGUCCUCCAGCCGCCUCCACCCACUGCCAUCUCCCAGCCAGCACCGCCUUUCCAAGGGAAUGCAUUCCUCACCUCUCAGCCCGUGCCAGUGGGUGUGGUCCCACCCCUGCAGCCAGCCUUCAUCCCUGCCCAGUCCUAUCCUGUGGCCAACGGGAUGCCCUAUCCAGCCCCUAAUGUGCCUGUGGUGGGCAUCACUCCCUCCCAGAUGGUGGCCAACGUGUUUGGCACAGCAGGCCAUCCUCAAGCUGCCCAACCCCAUCAAUCCCCCAGCCUGGUCAAGCAGCAGACAGUCCCUCAGUAUGAGACAAGCAGCGCUACCGCCAGCCCCUUCUUUAAGCCUCCUGCUCAGCACCUCAAUGGUUCUGCAGCUUUCAAUGGUGUAGAUGAUGGCAGGUUGGCCUCGGGAGACAAGCACACAGAGGUUCCUGCAGGCACCUGCCCGGUGGAUCCUUUUGAAGCCCAGUGGGCUGCAUUAGAAAGCAAGUCCAAGCAGCGCACUAAUCCCUCUCCUACCAACCCUUUCUCCAGCGACUUACAGAAGACAUUUGAAAUUGAACUUUAAGCAGUGGCUAUGGCUUUUGUUUUUUUUCCAUACUUAGGCAAGGGCCGGGGGGUGGGGGGUCAAAGGAGGAAAGAAGACUUUGUCUUUCGAUCUGUUUUCUCUAAUCCCAAAGGUCCCAAGGAACAAGUCCAGGCACAGAGCACAGUGAGGGGUGAUUCUGAAUGAGGUGGGGGAGACCAUUCCUAGAGAAAGCCGUCUUGCAUUUAAGCUACGAAGUCCAGAUAGAUGUUGCCCUCUGUCUCUCUUCCCCUUACUCCCUUACAAACCUCUGGCAACAGAGAGGCAGAGCUACCCAAACAGGAAAUCUAUUCAAGCACAUUUACUGGAAUAUAAAACACAAUGGGAAGCAAACCAAUCUCCCCUUGGUUUCCAGGCCAUGUACCUGCCUCCUCUCAGCGCUGGC